UGCGCGGUACUCCGCGCGUUUCUACAGUUCAAGAGGUCUGGUAUUGUUUUGCUUUAUCAGCUCAUGCAGUACGCAUGAUUUGCACUAUUUCGUCACGAUUUGUGAAAGUGAUUGCCAAGGCCGUUCACUGUCUGGCCAAAAUAGGAGAUGAGCUUUACGUCGAAGCUCUUUCCACUGGAUUGUCCUUGAGAACAGUCAAUUCUGCACGUUCCGCUUAUGCUUGCUUUCUGUUCUUGCCUGCUUUCUUCCACACAUAUGAUCUGAGCGUUGAAAGCGGAUCUUCUUCACAAGAUGUACAGCAGAAGUGCAAAAUUGCUAUGAAAUCAUGUCUGAAUGUGUUUCGAUCACCGCAGAUGAUGGAUAAGAUUGUUGACACGUGUCAAAUAAAACUGAAUGUGAAAACUUCUCGAUUGGAUUUUAUUCUGAACUACAGAUUUGGCAUGGUAAAGACAUACAAUCUUUACUUUCAAGAGAGUGAAACACUGCAGGCUGUCUUCUCGAAAGACAUGUGUCCCAAUACCUUGUCAGCAUCAUCUAAACUUCUUUUAGAUACCAUUAGUAAUUUUAGACAACAGCAGGAAGAAGUAACUUUGAUCAGUGAUCCUGAGAUCUUGAAGAUGAAGAAUUAUGUUGAUGACGAUGAAGAGUCAAAUCGUGUGUUGCUGACAGAGUUGACGCUUGAUCCUGAAGAAUUUGACUCGUAUAACAUAGGAGUGAACAGUGAAAUCACAUUUUGUCUGAAAGAAUUAAGGGCUGUCGUUAUGUUUGCAGAGUCUGUCAGUCAGCCAGUAUCAUUACAUUUUGAGACUGCAGGAAAACCUAUAGUGCUGGGACUGAAAAGUGAGAAUGCAUUUCAAGCUGACUUUGUAUUAGCAACUUUAGUAGAAGAUGUUGCACCUCAGUCACAGGAAACAUCACAAACCGUCAACUUAACUCAACAAACCGACAUAACAAAACAUCGAACAUCAACUCCUGCUGCCAAUGCCAGACACAUCCCUACACCACCUGGCAAUAGUGAUGACGCAAUAGCGGACGAUGCCUCAUUUGAAAAACAACUUUUCUCUCAAGAUAUAUCAGAAAUUCCUAAAGCUGCUUCUCCAAACUAUGAAGAAGCAGAACCAAUGAAAGUAAAGAGUGAUAGUCAAGAAAAGCAGAGUCAAAUAAACCAUUCUGUCGACAUGAUUGAACCUUCACAAGACGUUUCAUGUACAGCAGUGGGCAAAAUUGCUCUCCCGCAUCCACAGCCUUCAAAAAAUAAUAGUGACAAUGAAUAUGAUUUUAUUCCAAAGACACCUCCACAGAAGAAGUUCAAAUCUGCCUUCUUUGGACUUGGGGUGUUUGGUGGUGAAAUGAAGCAACCGAGUGGUACAAAUCAAGCAGAAGUUUUAGCAUCAGAUACAGAUGAUGAGAGUUGACGGUUUAUAUUAAAGAUGGAUCAAACUACUGUACAUGGGCCACUCCAGAAGAAUGACCUUGCAGAAGGGAUAAUUUAAUACUAGCCAUCAGUAGCCAGUCUUGUUGUGAUGCUAUUCUUUUUUGGACAACUUUGUUCUGUUUGAAAUUUUGAUGGAGUUAUUACUGACAACAGUGAGUGUUAUACAAUGACACUCAACACAUACUGUACUCAUUUCUACAUUCACUACUUGAAUUUUGCCCAUAGUAAGCCACACACAAUUAUGGGUUGCCAUAAUUUA
Messenger RNA from Corticium candelabrum, 1694 nucleotides. RefSeq names its product cell cycle checkpoint control protein RAD9A-like. Gene Ontology annotation, cellular component: checkpoint clamp complex. The record is from RefSeq and is a predicted model, not a curated record. The coding region runs from base 75 to 1415 and encodes 446 amino acids. NCBI's taxonomy places the organism in Eukaryota, Metazoa, Porifera, Homoscleromorpha, Homosclerophorida, Plakinidae. The transcript is spliced from 12 exons. Gene Ontology annotation, biological process: DNA repair; cellular response to ionizing radiation; mitotic intra-S DNA damage checkpoint signaling.